AUGGCCAUGGCAGCCUCUACUCUGCCGGUCCUCCUCCUCCUCCUCUUUUCCCUCUCAUCCGCCGCCGCCUCCUCCUCUGCCGGCCGCUCGCCGUGCUUCACAUCGCUGUUCAGCUUCGGCGACUCCAUAACCGACACCGGCAACCAGCUUCUCCUGGCUCCCGACGGCGUCCUCGGUCACUGCUGCUUCCCUCCUUACGGCGAGACCUACUUCGGCCGCCAGACCGGCCGCUGCUCCGACGGCCGCCUCAUCGUCGACUUCAUCGCGGAGCAAUUGGGGCUUCCGUUACUGACGCCGUACCCGGGGAAGCUUCACAGCAACGAUUUCCCGUUGGGGGCCAACUUCGCGGAAGGAGGGGCGACGGCGCUGGACUUCCAUUUCCUGGCGGAGAAGGGGAUUUACAACACGCACACCAAUCUGUCCUUGCAGGUCGAGAUCGAUCGGUUCAAGGAAUUGCUGGCCACCAUCUGUUCAUCUCCCUCUGAAUGCAAGGACUACCUGAGCAAAUCCCUGAUUCUGCUGGGAGAGAUUGGAGGAAUCGACUACAACCGUGCGUUCUUCGAAGACGUUGCCGCCGACGAGAUCAUCGCCAUCGUGCCAUAUGUCGUCGCCGAGAUUGGCAAAUCAAUCCAGCAAUUGGUUGAGUUAGGGGCGGUCACAAUUCUGAUCCCCGGGAACCUCCCGAUCGGGUGCUGGCCGGGUUAUUUGACCAAAUUCUGGAGCCCCAACAAGGAAGAUUACGACCCGUUAAGCGGCUGCCUCGUCUGGUACAACAAUUUCGCCCAGCACCACAACAUCCUUCUCCAACAGGAAAUUGCUAGGCUGCAGAAGCUCUACCCUCGCACAAACUUGAUGUACGGGGACUACUACGGCUCCGCCACUCGAUUUCAUCGACACCCUGAAAAAUUCGGGUUCACCGGAUCGGCGGUGGUGGCUUGUUGUGGCGGUGGAGGUCCGUACAACUACAACGAGUCACUGAUUUGUGGGAACGAGGGCUCGAAGGCUUGUGCGGAGCCGUCGACUUACGUGAACUGGGACGACCAUCAUUUCACCGAAGCGGCGUACAGGAUAGUGGCUAAGGACGUUUUGGAAGGCCCGUUUUCGACUCCAAGAUUCAAUGCGUCUUGUCUGGUGGGCCGGGCAAGCGACGAUGGGCUUCAUUCUGCCUAUUAG
Linum trigynum is the source of this 1173-nucleotide messenger RNA. The record is from the annotation of a GenBank genome assembly. Lineage: Eukaryota; Viridiplantae; Streptophyta; Magnoliopsida; Malpighiales; Linaceae.